CGCGCCGCGAACGGUUUCCCUUUCAGGGCCCGGGCGGCGCCAGGUGACAGCAUCCGGCGGCGCCCUGGGGAGGAACCAAGUGCCUGGAAGCCGGAGGGGUGUGCGCGCGCCCUGGGAUAGCGGGAGCUUCAGGGCUGGAAUAGGGGGCAUCUGUUGCUCCCACGAUGGCUUCUGAUGUUGGAGAUGCCCAAAUAUUGGAACCCUCUUCUGUGUCGUCUUUGGAGACUCGCGCACCCACGAGGAAGGCUAAGAAGAAGGGAGGGUUGCCAGACGCCAAACGGAAAGGGCGGGCCAAGCGGUUGAACAAAGAUGCGGAGGAUCUGCUCUCAAGCAUGCAGCGAUUGGAUCUCACCACAGAAUGUGCUACACCAGUAGGGACCGGCCUGGUUUGGGAUGAACGGAUGACACAGUUUCACUGCACAUGGGAUGAAAGUUUCCCAGAGCGUCCAGAGCGGCUGGUGGCCAUACGAGACAAACUGCUGCAAUGUGGACUGCUGGAACGUUGCAUCCCAGUUGAGGCUCAAGAAAUUUCUGAGGAGGAAAUCCUCUUGGCUCACAGCCCCGAGUACUUGGCCCUGAUGAAAUCUACUGAAACCAUGAGUGAGGCUGAGCUGAGAUCUCUGUCGGACACAUAUGAUUCUGUCUAUCUGCACCCAAAUUCCUACCACUGUGCCUGCCUUGCUGCUGGUUCUGUCCUGCAACUUGUGGAGAAGGUGCUGGCUGGGAAGCUGCGUAACGGCCUGGCUCUGGUCAGGCCACCUGGACACCACGCUCAACAUGACAAGAUGGAUGGCUACUGCAUGUUCAACAACGUAGGCAUCGCAGCCCAAUAUGCGCGGCAAAAAUUGGGAGUGGAGCGGGUGCUUAUUGUUGACUGGGAUGUGCAUCAUGGACAAGGCACCCAGUACCUCUUUGAGGACAAUCCCAGCAUCCUCUAUUUCUCCAUCCAUCGCUAUGAAGGGGGCAGCUUCUGGCCCCACCUUUUAGACUCUGACAGCCAUGCUGUGGGCAGAGGUCGGGGAGAGGGCUACAACAUCAACCUGCCCUGGAAUCAGAUAGGAAUGCGGGAUGCUGACUACCUCUCUGCCUUUUUGCAUAUCCUGCUGCCUGUGGCCUUGGAGUUUCAGCCCCAGUUGGUCCUGGUUGCUGCUGGUUUUGACUCUGUAAUUGGUGACCCCAAGGGGGAGAUGUCAGCCAUGCCAGCAUGUUUUGCUCACCUGACACAUCUGCUGAUGCCGCUGUCUGGAGGCAAGCUGGUUCUGUCUCUGGAGGGUGGCUAUAACCUCCAGUCCCUGGCAGAGGGAACCUGCGCAGUCCUCAAGGCUCUUUUAGGAGACCCCUGUCCUCUGCUGGAGUCUCCUCUUACCCCAUGUACCAGUGCCCUCUGCUCCAUUUCCCAGACCCUUGCAGUUCACAGCAAGUACUGGAAGAACCUCCGGAGAACCAGUACUGAUGUGCCUCAGGAGAAUGGAGGAGCGGCUGGCAUAGUUUUGCCACCAGGCCACCCCUUGCCAGCGACCGAGAUCCUAUCCAAGUCAGCGGCAGAGCUGAUGCUACCCCGGCCCCCAUCCUGCACUGGGCUGGUCUAUGAUGAGAAGAUGACGGAGCAUUACAACAUGUGGGACAGCCAGCAUCCAGAGCUGCCUCAGAGAGUCUCCCGGAUCUUCCAGCGCCACGGGGAGCUCCGCCUGACGGAAAGGUGCUGCCGGCUCCCGGCCCGGCUUGCCUCUGAAGAGGAGUUGCGGAUGUGCCACAGCCCGGCCUAUGUGGAGACGGUGAAGUCGACGGCGGCCAUGAAGCCCCGCGACCUGCAUCGCCAGGGCGACCAGUACAAUUCCAUCUUCAUCUGCGCCAGUUCCUAUGAGUGCGCUCGGCUGGCGGCUGGUUCUGCGUUCAGUGCAGUAGAGGCCGUGCUCUCUGGGCAGGUCCAAAAUGCUGUGGCCAUUGUCCGGCCCCCUGGGCACCAUGCUGAAUCAGACACCGCCUGUGGCUUCUGCUUCUUCAACUCUGUGGCCUUGGCAGCACGAUACGCACAGCGCCUUGCUGGACGACCUAUGAGGGUGAUGAUACUAGACUGGGAUGUUCACCAUGGCAAUGGGACACAGCACAUAUUUGAAGAUGAUCCCAGUGUCCUGUAUGUCUCCCUCCAUCGCUAUGACAAUGGAACUUUCUUCCCCACCUCUGAGGAUGCAGACUAUGAUCGUGUGGGCCUGGGGCCUGGGGCGGGCUUCACCCUUAACGUGCCUUGGAACUGUCCCCGCAUGGGGGACCCUGAGUACCUGGCUGCCUUCCAUCAGAUAGUCAUGCCUGUCAGCUAUGAGUUCAAUCCAGAGCUGGUCCUGGUUUCUGCUGGCUUUGACGCUGCCCGAGGAGACCCGCUGGGCGGAUGCCUCGUGACUCCAGAAUGCUACGCACACAUGACCCAUCUGCUCCUGGGUCUGGCCGGAGGCAAGGUGGCAGUUGUCUUGGAGGGCGGCUACAACCUAGAAUCGAUCUCGGAAUCCAUGACCAUGUGCACACGCAGCCUCCUGGGGGAUCCUCUGCCCCCGCUGGGACGCCUCAAGGCCCCCCACCCCAGUGCCCUGCAGUCUUUGGCCAAUGCAGCCGCUGUGCACCGCAAGUACUGGGCAAGCCUCCGACUGGAAGUGCCUGCUCCUCUGUGGGAGAAGCCCAGGACUCGAGCUGGGAAAGGAACUCCCAUUCCAGGUGAAAUCCCACCGGAGGUCCCCCAGGAGCUGCUUCAGAGCCCCGGCGCUCAACCUGUGAAUGCCUUGAAUGAUGCCGUUUUGGCUCUGAGCUCCCUCCAGCUGGAAGACCGCCUUGCGGAGGAGGCAGAGACAGCUUCCAGUUCCCUCUCACCCGAUUCCAGUCCGGUGGGUGAAGAGGCUGGGCCCAAGGUUGGGGGGACCUCCCCUGGAGAAGCUGAGCCAGUGGUGGAUACCCAGAAGGAAAGCAUGUCGACGGGGAGUUCCACGGGUGGAGCGGAGUCUCCUGGCAAAGAGGCAGAGGUAAGCCCACCGGCUGUACGCCCAAUGCUAGCGGAGGUUAUUCUGCUUGACGAAGCUGCAGGUGGCUGCUCUUCCUCCUGUGAGCCGCUUGAAGAAGACCUGGCAGAGGCAGGGCUGUUUUAUGCUGUGACUCCCUUGCCAUGGUGCCCCCACCUUGACUCAGUGCUCCCUGUGCCUUCCCUUGGCUUGAAUGUGCUGGAGCCCUGUGCAGAAUGUGGCAGCGUGGCAGAGAAUUGGGUCUGUCUGAUUUGCUACAAGGUUUGCUGCGGCCGCUACAUUAAGCAACACAUGGUAGCUCACAACUCAGAAUCUGGGCAUCCACUGGUUCUUAGCUUUGCGGACCUCUCUGUCUGGUGCUAUGGAUGCCAAGCCUAUGUCCACCACCCGGUUCUCUUUGAAGCCAAGAGCCAGGCUCACCGGCUGAAGUUUGGUGUGGACAUGGCAAUACCGUCCUAAAGCAACUCCCUUUGUAAGGAGCAGCUAAUACAGAAUGCAGCACAAUCUGCCAUCGUUUGACCUCACUGAAUUGAACCUGAUGCUUCAAGGGCUCUUGAUGUGCCAAAUAAUAGUCAGCAAUCAUCAAUGCAAUACCACCAGCAGCCACGAAUCAAACACCAGCGACCUCAUUGCUUCCACAAGGACAAAGAAUGUUCCUUUCUGGUGUAUUCCAUGAUUGGGUCCAUUUCAAAUCAACCUUGGGGAUUUCUUCACUUCCGGGCAGAGGAGACUUGCUUUCCCUGGUGCUGAAGAAGCGCAUGUUUUUAUUGGAAGGGGGGGGGCAGGCAUUUAUCUCUGCUCACAUUGCCAGAGUCUGAUUGCACAAUAUACCCAUUCCGUCCUGUCUCAAAUUGCCACAUAUUUUUUUUCCAAAUCACCCUCUCUCCUCCAUACUAAAGUUGCUUUAUGCUAGGCUGGAGGGAAUCCAUGCUGAACUGAGAGAGGAGGGGUAAUAAUAAUGAUGAUAAUUUAUUAUUUAUAUCCCGCCUAUCUGGCUGGGUUUCCCCAGCCACUCUAGAGGGAUGUAUUCCUCUUAUCUCCUCUCCCCUCUGCCCCCCCCAAUUAAUCAAGAAUGUUUCUGCAACUAGUUGAGACGAAAGCAUGUUUUGGGCAGGUGGAAUCCUGUGACUAGGAGAGGUUCAUCUCUAGAAGGUGGAAUCCUGUGACUAGGAGAGGUUCAUCUCUAGAAGGUGGAAUCCUGUGACUAGGAGAGGUUCAUCUCCAGAAGGCUUGAAAUAUAAACGGCUGGAGGUCCACGUUCCUCUGAACUGGGUGACAUCCUGCAAUUAUAUACAUACAUAUAUUUGAUGGGAGUCUUUGGUUUGCUUGUUCCAAGGUUCUACAGUAUUUGGUGCUGCAUGUAGUAGAGAACAUGCAAGAUGCUUGCGAGGAUGGCCUAAGAGGUCUUUAGAUUAUAGAGACAGGAGCAUGCAAUCUGAAAGGCUCUCGUCUGAUGCCGUGAAGGGUAUCUUAUCAUUCUUCUAAGGCCAGAUUCUCACAUUCUUCCCAUUCCUGCCCCGUCACUGUAUAUGGACUCAAAAUUUGUGUGUGUGUGUGUGUGUGUGUGUGUUGCAGCUCAUCUGUGAAGGUGGGUGUGAAAUGGGGCCAUUUAAAACUCUGCUCUCAGCAUGCCACAGCUACAUUAUUCACACACUGUUUCCUGCAGUAUUUGGGCCUCCUGCAGUUCUGCUGCAAAAGGAGAAUGUGAGAAUUGGGCCUUGGUUACUGUGUUUGUGGGAAAUGUUUGCCGGGCUGUCGUCUUAAGCAAGGAGCAUGGCCAGUCCUUCCAAAAGGCAACCGAGAGCUGUAUCCUGGGCAAUGAGUUGCAGGGGUGGGCAAAUGGAAAAGGUUUUGGCAACCCUGUCUGGUUCAAAGUGGUUCAGAGGAGCACCUUCCUUACUGGAUUCCAGGCAACCACAGAUUGCCCCUCACCUUGAAUAGUCAAAAAACUGAAUGGGGCCAGGGUCAAGGCAACACAUCACUCUGUCCCUAAAAAAAAAUAGGUUUGGGAAAAGGUGGGUUGAAAAGGGCUUAUGUAGAGGGUGAUUGGGGUGUGUCAGUUUUAUCAGGGCCGGCCCUGGUAAGCUGGGGGGCAGGGGAGGGGUGGCUGUAGGGCAGAGAUGGGGAAUCUGUCAUCCUCCGGAUGUUAUUGGGCCUCAGCUCCCAUCAUCCCUGACCAUAUUGGCCAUGCUGGCUGGGACUGGGGAGUUCAACACCUGGAGGGUUACAGCCCCCCCCCAUUCCUUGCUAAAGGGGCUGAACUCAUACCAUGCUAUAAAGGAGGGGUGGGGGGUUUCACCGAACCUUUAGAAGUGGGAAGUUAGUUACAUUAUAGCCUUAAAAAUCCUUUGCAUAUGAUUACUUCCUUUGCCAUUGUUUCUCUGCUCAGUUUUAUAAUCUUUCUAAUUAUUCAAAUAAAGUGUUUCUGUGAA
Zootoca vivipara (common lizard) is the source of this 5437-nucleotide messenger RNA. It is a transcript of the gene HDAC6, whose product is annotated as histone deacetylase 6. Gene Ontology annotation, biological process: epigenetic regulation of gene expression. Gene Ontology annotation, cellular component: histone deacetylase complex. Gene Ontology annotation, molecular function: zinc ion binding; histone deacetylase activity. The record is from RefSeq and is a predicted model, not a curated record. Lineage: Eukaryota; Metazoa; Chordata; Lepidosauria; Squamata; Lacertidae.